Tarenaya hassleriana is the source of this 1477-nucleotide messenger RNA. RefSeq lists its product as uncharacterized. The transcript is spliced from 3 exons. Bases 120 to 1385 code for a protein of 421 amino acids. NCBI's taxonomy places the organism in Eukaryota, Viridiplantae, Streptophyta, Magnoliopsida, Brassicales, Cleomaceae. The record is from RefSeq and is a predicted model, not a curated record.
CAUGAAUCAUCUCUCUCUCUCUCUCUCUCUCUCUCUCUCUCUCUCUCUACCAAAUCUCUCAACCUCUGCUCUUUAAGUCAUUUUCAUUUUCUUCUGGGUUUUGCAAAUUUCACUCGUAAAUGGCACAGAAACACUUGAGAGAGCUUCUGCAAGAAGAACAAGAACCAUUUCAGCUCAAGCACUUCAUCGCCGACCGUUGUUUUCAGAUCCGACAACCAUGUCGGAAAACCGAUUUGAAGGCCAAGAAACGAAAGCCCAUCUCCGGAAACCCUGGAUUCCCUUCGAAUCUCUGCGAGAGCUCGUGCUUUUCCUCUGGUCUUAAUUCAUCUCCUGAGCUCAGAUCGCCGGGAAAUCGCCAGAACCGCUUUUACAUACAGGUUCCGGCGACAACUGCAGCGAUUCUCCUUGAAGCCGCGGCGAAGAUUCAGAAGCAGCCGUCGUCAUCGAAGAACGCGAAAUCGAAGACACGAAACAGAGGAAACGCGUUCGGGUUAUUCGGGUCCGUCUUCAGGCGGCUCACGGACCGGAGAGCCGAAACGCUGUUUCCUGAGGUGAAACUGCGAUUGCAGAACGCGGAGGUGGAGGGAGAUUCGUUCUCCACGCGGACAAACGCGGUUUUUUCAGAACGCGUGAGGGAUAGCGAUUCAGAACCGUCGAGCAGCAGCCAACGCGGAGAGAGUUUCGAGGUUAGAAACGCAGACGCUGGAUAUUUCAGCGUCUGCGAUAGCCCUUCAUCCUCCUCCGGCGAGCAAACUCCCCAUUUCACGUCUCCGGCCACGUCGCCGACGCUCCGCAUUACAGAGGUCGACGAGACAGUGAGUUUGAAAGAACAAGAACGUGAAGAAGACAAUGAACAAUGUAGUCCUGUCUCUGUUCUUGACCCUCCUAACGAUAAGGACGAGGACGAGGACCUCGAUCUCGAUCUCGAAUGCAGCUUUGAAGCAGUACACAGAGCAAAGCAGAGACUGCUCGAGAAGCUUCGUAGAUUCGAGAAACUAGCGAAAUUGGACCCAAUGGAGCUCGAAAGGAAGCUCUCGGAACAAGAAGAAGAUGAAACCCUAACAUUAUACGACUCCGAGGAAGAUUUAGGCGGAGGUUUCAGGGGAACGGAGGAAGAAUCGAUCUCACGGGAUGACGACCAGAAGAAUGAUCAUCGAGGUGGAAGCGAAUGUCGGAGAUGGAGAAUGAUAAAGGCGUGGAAAGGAUUCAAGUUCGGGUUCGGAUUCGAAAGCAUAGAUGAAAUCAUGGAGAGAGAUGUGAGAGAAGGUUCAAGAGAGUGGAUGAGGCAACGAGUGGAGGUUCAAGAGGCUGCCUGCGAUGUAGAACUUUCUAUUUUCUCCUUCUUGGUCGAGGAGUUCUCUCUCGAGCUUGUCUUUCGUCCAUAACUCAAUUAAUCCAUCAACUACCAAAGGUAUGUAUAUAAUAUCUCAAAUAUAUAUAUAAUAUUCUAGAAUGAUAAAAUGAAAUACUUUUGCUA